AUGCAGGCGUACACGGAGCUCGCGGCUCCCUCAGCCGUCACCCACUCUCUGAGCUUGCCUCUGACGUCCGCCACGGCAAACAACCUCGUCGUGGCCAAGGGCUCGCUGCUGCAGAUAUUCGCCACAAGGUCCAUCUCGGCCGAACUCGACCCCCACGCCCAACGGGACGAGACGUCCAAAGCCGAGGCCCAGUUCGACCAUCGCGCCAACGACGACGAUGGCCUCGAGUCCUCCUUUCUCGGCGGCGACACCAUGCUCGUUCGCACCGACCCCUCCACAAACACAAAGCUCGUCCUCGUCGCAGAGCUCCCGCUCGCCGGCACUGUCAUUGGCCUCGCCCGCAUCAAGCUCCAGAAGACCGCCUCUGGUGGCGAAAUUCUGCUCUUGGCCUACAAGGCCGCCAAGAUGAGCCUGAUCGAGUGGGAUCCCCGCAAGGGUUCCCUCGAGACAACCUCGAUCCAUUACUACGAAAAAGACGACCUCAUGGGCGCCCCCUGGGAACUGUCCCUGGGCGAGCACGUCAACUACCUCGAGGCCGACCCGGGCAGCAGAUGCGCCGCUCUCAAAUUCGGCUCCAGGAACUUGGCCAUCCUGCCCUUCACGCAAGCCGAGGAGGACCUUGAGAUGGACGACUGGGACGAGGAUCUCGACGGCCCUCGACCGACAAAGGAACCAACUGGAAACGUCAACGGGGACGCCGCCUAUACUCCCUCCUUUGUUCUGCGCCUCCCGCUCCUGGACCCCACCCUGCUUCAUCCUGUCCACCUCGCCUUUUUGCACGAGUAUCGCGAGCCCACGUUCGGCAUCUUGUCCUCCACCGAGGCACAGGCCUCCGCCCUCGGUCUCAAAGACAACCUUUCCUACAAAGUCUUUACACUUGACCUGAAGCAGAGAGCAUCGACAACCAUCCUCUCCGUUACAGGCCUACCCCGAGAUCUCUACAAAGUUGUCGCGCUCGCUGCACCAAUAGGUGGCGCCCUUCUCGUCGGAUGCAAUGAGCUCAUCCAUAUUGACCAGUCGGGGAAACCAAACGGCGUGGCAGUGAAUGGCAUGGCCAAGCAAGUCACCUCAUUCAGCCUUGCCGAUCAAUCGGAUCUCAACUGGCGGCUCGAAGGCUGUGCCAUUGAGCAGCUUGCCAUUGAAAACGGCGAACUGCUCCUCGUCCUCAACGACGGUCGGCUGGCUAUCAUCUCCUUCAAAAUCGACGGCCGUACGGUAUCGGGAAUCACGGUCAAGUCUGUGUCGCUCGAAAACGGCGGCAACCUGGUCAAGAGCCAAGUCUCCUGCGUCUCAAAGCUAGGCAAGAACUCGUUUUUCCUGGGUAGCGAGUCCAAUGACGCCAUUGUGCUGGGGUGGUUGAGGAAGCAGGGUCAGGAGAAGCGCAAGAAGUCUCGCUUCCUUGAUCCUGGUCUCGGCCUUGAUGCCGAUGACUUGGACUGGGAUGACGAGGAAGAGGACGACUUAUACGCAGACGACACCGAGGCCGCCAAACCGGCGCAGGACGCCAAUGGAACGACAAGGCUCGGGGAAGUGACGUUCCGGGUCCAGGACACGCUGCUCAGCAUUGCGCCGAUACUCGACUUCACCUGCGGCCGCUCCUUGUCCCCUCCGACCGGCGAUGACGCUUCCCUAGCCGAAGGUGUAGUCGCCGAACUCCAGCUCGCGUGUGCCGUUGGCCGGGGGAAGGCGGGUUCGAUUGCGAUUUUGAACCGCCAGAUUCAACCCAAAAUCAUCGGCCGCUUCGAGUUCCCCGAGGCACGGGGUUUCUGGACCAUGUGCGUAAAAAAACCCGUGCCGAAAGCAUUGGGUGCCACCGCUGCAGUGGGCGGCGACUACGAUACCCCAGGACACUACGACAAGUUCAUGAUUGUUUCUAAGGUCGACCUCGAUGGCUAUGAGACGUCGGAUGUGUACGCCUUGACAGCAGCGGGCUUUGAGACGUUGAAAGAGACCGAGUUUGAGCCGGCGGCGGGCUUCACGGUGGAAGCUGGCACAAUGGGGAAGCAGAUGAGAAUCAUCCAGGUGCUCAAGUCGGAAGUCCGAUGUUACGACGGCGAUCUUGGUCUUGCGCAGAUUCUGCCCAUGCUGGACGAGGAGACGGGCGCAGAGCCGAGAGUGACGAGCGCCAGCAUUUCUGACCAGCACCUGCUCUUGAUACGUGAUGACGGUAGUGUCUUCAUUGCCCAAAUGGAUAGCAAUAACGAGCUCGAAGAGAUAGAAAAGGUCGAUGGCGCUCUGCAGUCCACCAAGUGGGCGUCCGGCUGCUUGUAUAAUGACACGCUGGGUGUCUUUCAGCUGCCACUUGGAGACAAGGCAGCAGACGUGGAAGAUUCCAUAAUGAUGUUCCUGCUCAGCUCCUCAGGAGCCCUACAUAUUUACGCGCUGUCCGAUUUAUCCAAACCCGUCUUCAUGGCCGAGUCUUUUACGUGUAUUCCCCCCAUUCUCUCCGCGGGCUAUACGGCCCGGAGAGGGGCGAAUCGCGAGAGCAUUGCAGAGAUAUUGGUGGCGGACCUCGGCGACGCCGUGUCACAAUCCCCCUACCUAAUUGUGCGGCACUCCACCGAUGAUUUGACCUUGUACGAUCCCAAGACGGCCAACGCUGUGCUUGCCAGGGGCCCAGAGGACACUCCUCAGGACGAAACCGCGGAGCCUCCACGAUUUGUCCCGCUUCGCCGAUGCACCAACGUCAACGGCUAUAGCACCGUCUUUCUGCCAGGGCCAUCACCGAGCUUCGUUUUGAAGAGCAGCAAAAGCGUACCCAAGGUGGUCGGGCUGCAGGGGCUCGGCGUGCGCGGCAUGAGCACUUUCCACACCGAGGGGUGUGACCGAGGCUUCAUCUAUGCCGACUCGGAAGGGAUCGCGAGGGUGACACAGCUCCCGGAAGCGACCAACUUUACGGAGCUUGGCGUCUCGGUGAAGAAGAUUCCGCUGGACAUUGAUGUUGGCAAGAUAUCCUAUCACCAUCCCACGGGCACGUACAUUGCCGGCUGCUCGGCCAUGGAGCCGUUUGAGCUGCCCCGCGACGAUGACUACCACAAGGAAUGGACAAAGGAGGCGCUGAGCUUCCCACCGACAAUGCCGCGGGGCGUGCUCAAGCUCAUCAACCCCGUGACGUGGACGGUGAUUCACUCGCUGGAGCUGGAGCCUUGCGAGUCCAUCGAGAGCAUGAGGACUCUGCAGCUGGAGGUGUCGGAGGAGACCAGGGAGAGGCGGAUGCUCGUAGCCGUGGGCAGCGCGCUAUCCAAGGGCGAGGACCUGCCGACAAGGGGCCGGGUGCAAGUUUUUGACAUUGUGACCGUCAUCCCCGAACCCGGCAAGCCCGAAACGAACCGGCGGCUCAAGCUGGUGGCCAAGGAAGAUAUACCCCGGGGCGGCGUGACAGCGCUGUCCGAGGUCGGGACGCAGGGAUUGAUGCUGGUUGCGCAGGGGCAAAAGUGCAUGGUGCGCGGGCUCAAGGAGGACGGCUCGCUGCUGCCCGUGGCCUUUCUCGACAUGAACUGCCACGUGGCGAGCGUGCGCGAGCUGCCUGGCACGGGGCUCUGUCUGCUGGCCGACGCCUUCAAGGGCCUGUGGUUUGCCGGUUACACCGAGGAGCCCUAUACGUUCCAGGUGCUGGGCAAGAGCGGCGGGCGGCUGCCGCUGCUCGUGGCCGACUUCUUGCCCGACGGCGAGGACCUGUCCAUGGUGGCGGUGGAUGCCGAUGGAGACAUGCACAUUCUCGAGUUUAACCCCGAGCAUCCAAAGAGUCUCCAGGGCCACCUCCUCCUUCACCGCACCACCUUUUGCGUCACCCCUAACGCGCCCACAUCCACCCUCCUCCUCCCGCGCACCCUCCCGCCCUCGUCACAGCAGCAACAGCAACAGUUGUCGUCAUCGCCAUCCCGCCCUCACGUCCUCCUGCUCGCCUCGCCAUCGGGCCACCUCGCCGCCCUCACCCCGCUCCCCGAGUCCACGUACCGCCGCCUCCUCUCCGCCACCAACCAGCUGCUCCCGGCCCUCGCGCCCCACGGCGGCCUGCACGCAAAGGCCCACCGCUUGCCGGACCCGCAGCAGCACCACGCGCGCUCGCUCGCCGUCGGCGUCGAGACGGCCGCCUCGUCGGGCCGCGCCGUCGUCGACGGCGCGCUGCUCGCGCGCUGGGCGGAGCUCGCGGCGCCCAAGCGCGCAGAGGUGGCGGCCAAGGGCGGCUACGACGCCGUCGCUGACUUGCGAGCCGAUCUCGAGGCAUUGCUGGGCUGGAGCGGCGUGGCUUACUUUUGA
Messenger RNA from Hirsutella rhossiliensis, 4260 nucleotides. Its product is annotated as CPSF A subunit domain-containing protein. Gene Ontology annotation, molecular function: nucleic acid binding; protein binding. Gene Ontology annotation, cellular component: nucleus; mRNA cleavage and polyadenylation specificity factor complex. The transcript is spliced from 6 exons. The record is from RefSeq and is a predicted model, not a curated record. NCBI's taxonomy places the organism in Eukaryota, Fungi, Ascomycota, Sordariomycetes, Hypocreales, Ophiocordycipitaceae. Bases 1 to 4260 code for a protein of 1419 amino acids.